AAGGCCAACCAUGUUGGCCCCUUCCCAAGAAUUUCAAGAAAGUGAAUCACUUAAAUACACAGGUGAAUUGUACGAAAAUGAAUUGAAUCCAGAUGAUUUAUAUGUAGACGAAUCCUACCAAGAUGAAUUAUAUUUAAAUGAAGCCCCUGAAGAGCGUCCUGAAGAGCGCCCUGAAGAGCGUCCUGAAGAACGCCCUGAAGAACACCCUGAUGAAUCGCGCCCUAAUGAAUUAUCAUCUCAAGGGUAA
Messenger RNA from Racocetra persica, 247 nucleotides. Lineage: Eukaryota; Fungi; Glomeromycota; Glomeromycetes; Diversisporales; Gigasporaceae. The record is from the annotation of a GenBank genome assembly.